This is a messenger RNA of Maudiozyma barnettii, 1629 nucleotides long. It is a transcript of the gene RPN4, whose product is annotated as stress-regulated transcription factor RPN4. The record is from RefSeq and is a predicted model, not a curated record. NCBI's taxonomy places the organism in Eukaryota, Fungi, Ascomycota, Saccharomycetes, Saccharomycetales, Saccharomycetaceae. The transcript has a single exon. The coding region runs from base 1 to 1629 and encodes 542 amino acids.
AUGGCAUCCACUGAAUUAGGUUUGAAGAGAACUUUGACCGAUAUCCUUGAGGAUGAGUUAUACCAUUUAAAUAACAAAAAUAGUGGUGUAUAUUCUUCUCAUUAUCAAUAUCCUGUCUCUAAUAAAGCUUAUAUGGCAAAUUUAAAUCAAACAACCUCAAAUAACAAUAACCAUUUAGAUGAAACACUUAUUACUAUUGAACCAGAAAAGUUAAGUUAUAUAUCAGAGAGUGGGAAUUAUGUGACUGCUAGUAAUCUAACAUUACCUUUGAACACUAACAACAAGAAAGAAACUGAUAUUAACAUAUUUCCUUAUCAAAACCAUCAACAACAAUACGAUUAUAAGAUGUUUAACAAAUAUGCUGAUCCAUCUUUAACUACUACUAGUACUACUUCAAGAGCUAAUAGUAAUAGAAUACCCACUCAACUAAAUACCCCCGUAGUGGCUACUAUUAACAUGAAAAAACUUUUGAAAACACAAUCUCCACAUUCUACAACUACCAAUUUUGUUUCUAAUCAAAUAAAUGCUAAAAAUAAUGUAUCAUCUACAACUUCUAGAGAUAAUCUAGAAGUUAAAAUCUUAAACGAUUCCAUUCAAACUCAAGAGAUAAAUGAUUCGUAUUUGUACUUCGAUGAUGAAUCAUUUGUUCCAAAAGUGCAUUAUACUUUGGAAGAUAACAAUAUUGCAAUGAAUAAUGAAGAUGCAAAAAUUAUAUUCGAUGAUGAAUUUUCUGACGAUGAUGAUUUUGAUGAUGAUUCUAAGGAAUAUGAUAUUGAUGAUGAUGAAGUCAUUAGUUCAUUAGAUAUCGAAAAAUCGAAGAACGUUAUGAUUAAGACUAAUAAUUUAUACAGUUUUGUUGAUACACACCAACAAACAGCUCCAAAAUUAACUACCGAAGAUAAUGAAAUACAUUUACAUAAUAAUAACAGUGCAAUUCUAGAUGGAGAAGAUCUAGAUGAUGAUAAUACUUUGUUAGAUGAAGAUGAAAUGUAUCAAAUAAAUUCCAUGGGUAAGAUUGUUGUUUCUGCAGAUGAAAUCAAAGAAUUGAACAGAUCAAAAUCUUUGUCCUUGAGUACUAGACCAAAUAUAUGGGGUAGCUCCACAAUGGGGCAAUCUAAUAAAUCACGGAAACCAUUGACACAUAUCAAUGGUAAUACUUUUAACAGCUCUACAUCGUCGCUAUCCUCCACUUCGAUAACCAAGGCAAAUUCUUUAUUGUCGUCAUCAUCCUCAUCAAUACCAUCUUCAUUAUCAGCUUCUGUGGUUGUCAACAAAGAACACUCAAAGAAACACAAAACAUACCUUGGUAGUGAUCUGUCUGGUACAAAUACUAAUGAAAUAUUUACAUGUCGGUUAGUUAAUUUAAUUACCAAAGAGCCUUGCUCAGCACAAUUUUCAAGAUCAUAUGAUUUAACCAGACAUCAAAACACCAUUCAUGCUAAGAAAAAGAUUGUUUUCCGUUGUUCUGAAUGUAUGAAGAUGUUAGGUAAUGAAGGUUAUGAAAAGACUUUCUCUAGAUUGGAUGCCUUGACUAGACACAUAAAGUCUAAGCACGAAAAUCUAACCUCUGAAGAACGUCAACGUGUAACCAAAUAUGCCAAAGAAAAUAUUGGUUACGCAAUUGCAUAA